AUGAGCGGAUUCAUUGAUCCUCAAAGUAAAAUGACAAUAGGAGCAGCUGAUACUUUUGACCUCUUCUUUGCACAUUUCGUAGAGCGUGAUGAAGAAAUCAAAAGAUUGAACGAAGAAAACAAAAGUUUAAAAGAACAAAUUGAUAAAUUAAAUAAAGAAAAUACUAGAUUACUGUGUAACAACAGUGAUAACAAGACAUUGGAUAAUCUAGAUGAUAAUAAACUAAGAUUAGUUGAAGCAAUAUUAAAAAGUGUCGAUGAACACUUCUUAGAAGAGAAUAAUACGCAUUCAUAUAAUUGGUCUUCAAGUGCUGCUUCCACAUCCAAUUCAAACAAUAAUAAUAUUUCGUCAUCAUCAGAAGAUGAGAGCACCGGAACCAAUUCAUCAAUAUCUAGUAAUAAUACUACUUUAUAUCAGCCCCACCAUAUACCAUUCGAAGUUGAAAGUAAUAUAAGUAAUAUUAUUACAAACGAAACCUCAACACUUAAUAAUAAUAAUAACUAUAACAACAACAACCAUAACAACAAUAACAAUAAUGAUCAGUAUACUGUCUUCAUAUCUUGGACAGGAUCAACGACAAUGGAGGAACUUCGUGGUUUAUUUGAUACCGAUGAUAUUGUUGAUGUUAGACAUACGCAGGGUAAACAAUUCGCACAUGUCGAUCUUAAGACUUCAGAAGCAUUACAAAAAGCCAUUGGCAAUAGAUUUUUCACUAAUCGUCAAAAUAACAAUAACAACAACAAUAAUAGAAACAAUACAAAUGGUAUUCAAACACAACAAAAAUAUAUGAGCCCUAAUAAAUUUAAUAAUAGUCCUGGAUUCCCUAAUAAUUAUCGUAACAACAACAAUGCUAAUAAUAAUAAUAAUCAUAAUUAUAAUCACGUACAUAAUGGCAUUAAUAAUCAUCACAUAAACAAUGUAUUAAUAAAUGGUAUUAAUAAUAAUAGUAAUGACCAUAAAAUUACUACUGACAAUAAUAUCACAUCAUCAUCAUCAAUACCAUCAAACAAUAUAAUAUCACCCAACUCAAAUCAACAAGAUCAUAAAAACGUUAACGUAGUGGAAUCUAAUUAA
Entrophospora candida is the source of this 1074-nucleotide messenger RNA. The record is from the annotation of a GenBank genome assembly. Lineage: Eukaryota; Fungi; Glomeromycota; Glomeromycetes; Entrophosporales; Entrophosporaceae.